This is a messenger RNA of Eutrema salsugineum, 891 nucleotides long. RefSeq lists its product as uncharacterized. The transcript has 7 exons. The record is from RefSeq and is a predicted model, not a curated record. NCBI's taxonomy places the organism in Eukaryota, Viridiplantae, Streptophyta, Magnoliopsida, Brassicales, Brassicaceae. The coding region runs from base 119 to 715 and encodes 198 amino acids.
GAAGCAGACGACUUGACUCGGCCAUUGUAUGUGCAUAAAAGUCAUUCUAGCUUCGAGCUUUCCGUCGUCUUCUUCGUCUCUCUCGUCGCUUUCGCUUGCAGCUUUUACUUCAUAAUCGAUGGAGACUGUAAAUCCACUUGUAGCUGAGGCCAUUGCUCUCACCGAAAAGAAAGUCGCCAUGGCUUUAGAUGAUAUCAUCAAGUUGUCGAAGAAAAAUAACAGAGUGAAUAAGGGCAAAAAGACAAGGAGAGGAAAGAACAAAAAUCAGAACUUCAAUGGUGCUGAGAGAAAUAAUACCUCUAAAGUGCGGCCUUAUGUGAGCUCACUUUCUGCAGUUAGACAGGGUGCUGUUGCUAAGAGAAGGUCUAAUUUCCAACGAAAUCAGUUCCCUGUUAUAACAAACAUUAAUCGUAAAGCCGCCACUGCUGCUCCUCCAGUCAGUGUCCGUGCUAGAGCUUUCAAUGCCGGAAGGAUGACUAGUGCCAAUCAGUCAAGGCUUGUUGCUCCUCCAGUCCAGAAUAGAUAUGUACACUCUACAUCCGUUGCAAAGAGGCAUGAGGGAGAUCAGAAAGUAGAAAGGAGAGGAGGGAAGAGGAAGACAUUGGACUCUCGCUUUGCAAGCAUGAUAGAGCAGAGAAUUAAUAACAACUAUGGCGUUGGAGUGCAAGUUCCAAGGUUGCCACCAUGGGCUAGAGCCAGAAGAUUUACUCACUGAGAAACCACAAAGCUUUUAUGGAUGUUCCUUUUCUUUAGAAUUUUGGCAUUUUGGGUUUAGAUUCUUGUUAAACACUAAAGCCAUGCAAUUCUUUUGUGAAUCUAUUGACGUUCUAGUUACUACGUAUCUUGAAAAUGCUUCCAAGAAAGAAAUAAAGAAAUGAAAUCUUGGAAUUU